Messenger RNA from Drosophila bipectinata, 1789 nucleotides. Its product is annotated as probable cytochrome P450 28d1. NCBI's taxonomy places the organism in Eukaryota, Metazoa, Arthropoda, Insecta, Diptera, Drosophilidae. The record is from RefSeq and is a predicted model, not a curated record. Gene Ontology annotation, molecular function: monooxygenase activity; iron ion binding; oxidoreductase activity, acting on paired donors, with incorporation or reduction of molecular oxygen.
UACUAUCACAAUUUACUUAUCGCCUCAUUGGUGAAGGUAUAGUCAAGGGCUUCCACUUGAUCUUGAUAGCACUAGCGUCUCUUAUCGUCAAAUAGAAGUCAGGGAGUAUUUUAGUAUGGGAAGCAGGCCAUUUUAUCAAUUUGUUUAUUGGGUGAAUCCAUGUUUGUGGACCGCCCGCCCAUCCACUUGACUGUCAUCAAGUUCAAUUUAAAUCACGGAGGUUGCUCAAUGGAGGUUGCUUCAGUUCGUUUUUCUCCGCGUUGCCGAGCGGUUGUGCGAUGUGUCCACUUACAACGAUUUUGUUUCUGUUGGUCGGGUUUGUGGCCCUGAUCUAUGUCUUCCUGGUUUGGAACUUUGGCUAUUGGAAGAAGCGGGGGAUCCCCGAGGCCAAAGCAUGGCCUUUUGUGGGCAGUUUCCCCAGCAUGUUUACGCAAAAGCGAAACAUGGUCUAUGAUAUCGAUGACAUCUACAACCAAUAUAAGGACACGGACAAUAUCGUUGGUGUCUACAACACUCGUAAUCCCCAACUCCUCAUAACCAGUCCGGAAUAUAUUCGCAAGAUUUUUGUGAACGACUUCCGCAGCUUCCAUGACAACGAAAUGAGCCAAUUUACCGACAACUCUGGGGACUCAAUCUUGAUCAACAAUCCGUUCAUAUUGAGGGGCGAGGCGUGGAAGGAGAGGCGUGCGGAAGUCACACCCGGACUGUCGGCUCAUCGGAUCAAGGCCGCAUACCCAGUGUCCCAGAGCGUGUGCAUAAAACUGGUGGAUUAUAUCAAGAAACAGCAACGAAUUGCCUCAUCGGAUGGCUUGAAUGCUAAGGAUCUGUGCUUGUGCUACACCACCGAAGUGGUCUCCGACUGUGUCCUGGGCAUCUCUGCACAGAACUUUACUGACACACCCACGCCCGUUGUGGGUAUGAUCAAGCGCGUCUUCGAGCAUUCCUUUGGAUUUUUCUUCUACAUGACCCUGGCCACCAUCUGGCCGCCAAUCCAAAGGUUCUACAGAGUGUCUCUGUUUGCCAAAGACGUUGAAGAAUUCUUCUACGACCUCAUGAAGAAGUGCAUCAACUUGAGGCGGGAGAAUCCCCAGCAGCGGGAGGACUUCCUCAAUUACAUGCUGCAGUUGCAGGAUAAACGGGGUCUAAAUGUGAUGGAGUUGACCUCGCACACGAUGACCUUCCUCACGGACGGAUUCGAGACAACGGCUCAGGUGUUGGCUCAUACUCUACUGUCCCUGGGACGCUAUCCGCGGACGCAGCAAUUGUUGAGAGAGGAAAUCGGCAAGGAUGAACUGACCUUUGAACAGCUGAGUGAACUGCCCUACUUGGAUGCCUGUAUUCAUGAGGCUUUGAGAAUUUUCCCCCCUGGCUUGUCGUCCCGAAAAUUGGUAACCCAGCCCUAUGAGUUCAUCAACAAGAAUGGAGUCAGGGUCCAAGUAAAUCCCGGUGAUGUGGUCAUCCUCCCAACUAAUGCUCUCUAUCACGAUCCCCAAUACUUUGAAGACCCGGAAACAUUCAAGCCUGAGCGCUUCCUAGAGGAAAACGGAGGAAUCAAAAAAUACAAGGACCAAGGUGUUUACUUUGGCUUUGGUGAUGGUCCUCGCAUCUGUCCAGGUAUGCGCUUCGCUCUCACCCAAAUGAAAGCUGCUUUGGUGGAGAUUGUGCGCAACUUUGACAUCAAGGUUAAUCCCAAAACACGAAAGGAUAAUCAGUACGAUGACACCUACUUUAUGGCUGCCUUGAAGGGCGGCGUUCAUCUGGAUUUCGUAGAACGCAAAUGAUUCCCUCU